AUGAGCGGCAUCUUCCCAGACAUUCAGUUCACAAGGGAAGAAGAGCAUGCCGAACAGCUGCCUUUCCUUGACGUUCUCGUCACACGCACACCCAACGGCGAACUCAACACCACGGUGUACAGAAAGGCGACUAACACGACUCAGAUUCUCAACUACCACAGUAACCACCCAAUGGCGCAUAAACGCAGCUGUGUUAGGACACUCUUCCAGAGGAUAAAAACGCACUGCAGUGAACCAGAGGGACGAGUACGAGAACUUCGGCAUCUUCGGGACCAACUGGCAAGGAAUGGAUACCCGAACAGCUUCGUCAGCCGCUGCCUCCGCACGCGCCCACGGCGAACAAACGGAGGAGAGCCGCCAACACUCUGGCACCCUCUGCCAUAUAUAAAGAACGUAUCCGAAGCGAUGGAACGUAUCGCUGGAGAGCUCGGCGUGGGUAUCGCUCACCGUCCGACAGCGACCAUGCGCAGCAAAAUCAUGCAAGUGAAGGAUCGCCUAGACGUGGGUGAAAAAUCGGGCGUCGUCUAUCAGAUCCCAUGUCGGGACUGCCCUCGCCACUACACUGGACAAACCGGACGACGACUUAGCUCACGAAUAACGGAGCACAAACGGGCGGUCCGGAGAGGCGACCCGUUGUCUCAGGUCGCCACUCACACCCUGGAGGAAGGCCACGAAUUCAACUUUGCGAGCACGCGGACAGUGGCGCGGGCCAGCAAUAAGACAGGACGAGAACUGUUAGAGGCCUGGGUGUCUGACACCAACGCUAUCAACAGGCACGUUGACAUACCCCCCUGCUAUCACGCGCUCCGUUCCCGCGGCCAAGGGGCGAGACCCAAUUUCCAGCCAAGGGUGCACGCAGUCACGCCACCGUGA
Molecule: messenger RNA, 873 nt
Organism: Spirometra erinaceieuropaei
Lineage: Eukaryota; Metazoa; Platyhelminthes; Cestoda; Diphyllobothriidea; Diphyllobothriidae
Source: the annotation of a GenBank genome assembly